Molecule: messenger RNA, 2103 nt
Organism: Colletotrichum chrysophilum
Lineage: Eukaryota; Fungi; Ascomycota; Sordariomycetes; Glomerellales; Glomerellaceae
Exons: 2
Coding region: 1-2103 (700 amino acids)
Source: RefSeq, a predicted model, not a curated record
AUGGGCCUUUUCAAGUCGGCCAACUCCCCUGCACCUAGCGCCACGAGCCGUUCCAUGACGGGCCAGUCCAUUCGUGGCAAAAUAUCAGGCCCAAUCCCCAUCCCGAAUCCCAUCGACGACGAAUUUCCCAUGCGCAACCCGGGCACCGGCAUUGCUACGCCGGUAACUGAAGGCAACAUGAGAGAGCAGAUGAUGAAUCCUCCCCCGGCCGAGCCCGUGGUUGGAUCAAUUGUUGCGACUCCCCAGCCCGAGGUCUCACAGCCGCCGAGGACCGAGUCCGUUGUUGUCCCUCCGGGAACCGGCUCAACUUCUGGCUCGUCUCCAACCGCCGCAUCCCACGCCAACUCCCACUCCAAUUCUCCUCAGUCGCAAAGAAGAACGAAUGUGUCCAGCAAUCUGAGAUACUCUACGGUCAGUGCUGCGUCCGAACAGACCGGUGCGAGCAAGGAAAGACCUCAGCGCAAAAAGUCAACUUUGCGCGGCGCAUUGGGGAAGCUUUUUGGUCGCAAAAAGAAGGGCAGCCAGGGCUCGUACGACUCGCAGCGCAUGUCGACCUACAACCCCACGAACCAAAACCAAAACCAACACAAGAGCGACCCUUCCGCUUUAACCCGAACCAAGGAGUCCGAACCCAAGCGAUCGGCGUCCUUGCCGAUCACCGAGUACGACAGAGCGUUAAGGUCUCACUCUAUCGGUCCCCAGGAUAUCACGGCUAUUGAGAGCGCGCGAAAUUCGAUCACAGUCGACCCAUCGCAGUUGCAAACAAGCCGUAAACGUGCGGCUACGUCUACAAUAAGCCAAAUUUACUCCGCUCCGUUUAGGCGUGAUGGCGAGCUGGCAGGUCUGUCGCCUCGUCCAGCGAGCACCCACGUUCGUGGAAGCCGACUAUUCCACUCCGACGACGAGGACCCUGAGGAAAUCGGCCGCGCAAUUACGAGCGACGUUGGCCACAAGCGACGAUCCAGAAGUCUGAGCGGAAUCAACAACCCCGAAGCAAGGGCUCACGUUCGCAGACGCAGCGAUGAGAUCCAGUAUUGGAGACAGAGUUACGAUCCGGCCUUCUACACGUCACCAGCGACGACCAAUCCUCCUGAUGACGAGAACCAAUUUGCAGGACUUGCACCAAUGGACAUGCCCGAAUCCCCAGUUUCCCCUAUAGAGCAAGCACAAACCCCCAUGCGCACUCCCCCUCAACCGUUCUCUUUCGGCAACUUGACUCACAUGAACGUCAUGGCGGGCAUGAAGAUCACACAAGCAGCCAGUAUUGAGACUCGGAUCGAGACUUUGGAGAGCAGGAUGCAGCGUAUGGAAGACGUUGUCACUCAACUGUGCAACUCGGUUCCUGGGUUCCAGGUCCAGAUGACCCAGCCAGGUCGACCUGCGCCGCCUGUGCCUCCCUCGCAAUCGAGCACUGCUGUGAAUCCCACGCUUCAGCAGGUCGCGCGCCAAAGUGCUCCGAGCUCGAGGUACAGCAACUCGGCACAAUCAAACACCUCUUUUGGCGAAGCUCCUACGUACGUCGGUUCUCUGCACGUUCACACCGGCAUGAACCGGCCAACCUCCAAUGCGACUAUUCGCGGCGUAACCAGUUUGCCUGCUAUGCCUCGCGCUGAGGCCGGCCGGCCCACCGACACCUUUACGGCGGAUCAUUACACGAUGCUCCUCGCGCUUCUCGAGACCGAAAGGUCUUCUAGACAGGCCCUUGAAUCUCAGGUGAAGAAGCUCACGAGGCGCAUCAACAUGAUUUCGGGACCGACCGGCAGUGGCCGCAUGUCUCUGCAGAUGGAGCCCCCGCCGACGGCCAAGUCAUUCGGCAGCGUAUCGGCUUUCGAUCAUGACUCAUCUGACGACGAAGAUGCCGCCGCAAGGAACCGCCGUUUCUUGGCUGAAGAUUCGGGCGUUGGCACUGGUGUCGGAGACGAUGACUCGUACUCGGAGGUCUUUGCCACCCCGAAGGAGGAGCAGUCGCACGGCUACGGCGCCUUCGGGGAGGAUUUGCUCGACGAGGAUGAUGAUCCUGCGCGUAAGAAGGCAGCCAGGACGUUGUCCCUCAGCCAGAUGACGCUGGGCAAGAAGGCGUCGAGAACGGGAGUACGAAGUUGA